AUGAAGUUUCUCAUCACCCUCCUGUCAGCUGCGGGACUGCUUGCUUCCGGUAUAUCUGCCGCGCCUCUGAAUGAGCGCGGCAUCAUCAGAACUCGGGCCCCAGGGACCGAUUACGAUAUCGACGAUGCCAUCGUAGACUGGAUGAGCGAUCCUAAGACCAAGAGAAGAAUUAAAACCGCCUGUGGCACUGUAGGAGGGUGGGAAGGGUGGGCGCAGCUUGAGCUCGAAGCUGAAUUCAGAGAGAAAUUUCAGAUCCCAGAAAAUACGGAUAUUCGUGAACAGUCCAAGGUUUUUGAGGGAAGACAGAUAGCCGACUUCCUCCUGCCAGAGACGGCUACGCACAAAGGCAUGAUCAUCGAGCUUAAGUGUGAAAACAAGAACGCUCAGAGCGGUGAUGGAAUGCAAAAGCCGGUGGGCUCAGAUAAAAAGAAGAUAUACAACGUCAAGGCAAAUUACAAGGAUCACACUUUCAUGGCCGUUGCCAUGGCGUUCACGCCCAAGGCAGACAAAGCUCUCACCAAGGUCGGAAUGAAACCUAUCCCUAAGGCUGAGGCUGACAUGGGUGCCGGGAAUACUAUGAGAGCAUACAAAGAGAGAAUGGAGGUUGGGACCUUAACCAAGGAUAUGGAUGACUUGGAAGAGGCCUUCAAAGGUUUAUUUGGUUCUACUCCUCCUGCAUCGCCACAAGCCAGACCUAAGACGCCACCUACAACUGGAUCAGGAGCACCAGCAAGACCAAAGACGCCACCUCCUACCAAAAAACCAACUGGAUCCCCGCCACCAGCACCUAAGAAGCCGAAUGGGUCGCCCUAG
Ascochyta rabiei is the source of this 813-nucleotide messenger RNA. RefSeq lists its product as uncharacterized. Lineage: Eukaryota; Fungi; Ascomycota; Dothideomycetes; Pleosporales; Didymellaceae. Bases 1 to 813 code for a protein of 270 amino acids. The record is from RefSeq and is a predicted model, not a curated record. The transcript has a single exon.